AGAGAAAUGAGACGGGAAAUUGACAGUUUCGCUCACAUGCUCGCCUACCUUAGCUAAUCGAACAAUUUUACCCACACGCGCGUCUGUUUGAGACUGGAUAUUUUACGGAACAUUUCCGCUUGUCAUCGGGGAUAUUGUAUUUCAAAGAUCUUAUCUAAUUCAAAAUUUAUAGCCCGUUACAUGAAUUCAAAUCUUCAUUUCACCGCCAACAUGCAUCGAGGUAACUUCGCGUGGCUGUUUCUGGUCAUACUCGUCUCCGAUUUUCUCCAACUUAUGAUUUGUGUUCCAGGUAAGCUACUUUCCUCUAAAAUAACUUUCAUUUGUUUAAUUUUUAGCAGUUUGCAUUUCUUGUUUUUCCUUCAUUUUAAAACGAAUUCCUUUGCAUUUGCUUCAGUGGACACAGAUGAAAACCAAGAGGACUAUUCAAAAAAGAGCGCCUUGCCGUUUGCCCGGCAGUAUGAAGAGGUAUGUCCUCGCACGCCAUCUAAUGAAAGCCAAAUCAUUUUUUAUUCAUAUGUAGCAUAACGUAGUCUUGGAGGAGAGAAUUUCCGAUGGACCGUUAGAGAAUAGGAGCCCCUAUGUCCCUCCGCAAAGGAUCAGUUAAUUUCCAUUUGUUUAAAGAUCAAAACAAAAGUUUAAUCAAAAUUGCAGUUAAAUUUAAAGGGGUUUUACCUGCCCUUGUUAAAAUCAGUUUAAAGUUUUAAACUCCAGGUUGGAAAUCACGUUGCAGUGUAUUUUUAGCGUUUUACGAUAAAGAAGAAAAAGAAGCUUGCUCGCGAGAAGUUUUCGAAAUUGUUAUCCUAAAAGCAAGCACUUCGCACAAUAUUAUUUCGCCGUUUGUUUGUAUGGGUUAAGCGUCAGUACGCUAUUAGUAUUUGCGGAGGGCUUUACCGGUUAUCCAGAAUUCAAAUCUUACGAAUUUGAAUUGCGCGCGGGUGGGCUUGGCCACAUUUGAAAAACAGAGAGCGCAAAAUUGAAAUUUCGGUUUUAAAAAGCGGUCAAGAUCAUUCUCAAACGCUGCGACAAUAUAACGGCGUCAAGGCUGCUUUCAAGGGGAGUAAAAUUUUAUUUCUAAAGAAAACAUAUCGUGGCAAACAAACAAUGGAUCACUCUCUAGAAAAAACACGCCAUGCCGCCUGUGGUUGUCUGUGUUGACGCGAGCAAUUUUUUUCCUGCUACCCAUUUCAGAUUUCGGCCGAUUCCGAAUUCUUCUCAUACCGAAAAGCAGCAGUUAUUCUCAUAAUAAAGAAAUUUACGAAGUAAAUUCGCUCCCACGAGGUAUGAAAGUGAGAAGUACCCCAACUGACUUUAUCACCUUCAUUAUGAAGUAAUUCUCAAGAGAUUAUUACUAAUAUUUCGCUUGCAAAAGCUUCUUAUUUUAAAAUAUUUCUAAAAUGAGCUCAGAAUAAAUAAAUGCAUUAGUAACUAAUGCAAUAUAAUUUUAACUUAAACGGUUAAAUGUUAACAAUGUACUUCUGUCGUCAUCGCUGUAAUCGUGUUUUUCAUAACGAUCACGCGAAUAUCUACUUAGAGACUCAAUAUUCGCUUGAUACUUAUGCAAUUGUCCAUACUGGUUAAAAUUCAAGAUCAUAUCGUUAUGUGUUGUCUUUAAAAAACGUGCUGUCGAUAAGGAAAAGCUCACAAUAUAUCAUUCAAUAACAUUUUCAUGGAUCAGAGCACAGAAUGAAUUUUCAAAUCCAGGACAGUUAAAAUUCAAAUGAAGUGGCCUCAGUUUAAAUGUGACGCAAUGAAUAAAGCAGCUGAUGACUUAUCAGUUUGUUUGUCUUGUCUAUUUAGGCCGUAAAACACAUUAAAAUGUAAAUAAAAUUACGGCAAUUUUUUUGAUAAAGUAAACAAUUCGUGUCAAAAACAAAUAACCGUUAUUUUGAUAGCAACGAAUUACUUUUCCUUUUAUCAAUAAACAGUAUGUUAAAGAAAAAAUAUGCAAAUAAAGUUCUGGUUGAAAAUUAUUACCUCCAAUGCAUGAAUCAAAAGACAACGCUUUCAGAAAAAAUAAAAAAAAUAAAAGAUUAAUUAAUGGGGCAAAAUCAUGAGUAAUUUAGGUUUGUUAAUUUAUAGAUUAGUGUUCUUUUCAGUUAAAAAAAGAAAAACCCAGUUUCGCUUCGCGUAUUAUCCACGGGAGAAAAUAAAAUUUUUUAAUAGGCUAAGAGGCCGUUAACUGCCAACAAUGAUUAACUUUCCUCGCCUUUUUUUUAUGUUUGACCAAUAUGCAAACAUUCCUAAGCUUAAAACCGUUUGAAUAUCAAACACGCUGAUUAGUAUUGCAUGUGACCAUGUCAGGGUGGAUUCCAGAGUCGAAUUGAGAGUGAUAAUCAACGGCUGAGUACAAAAUGAGUACCAAAUUCGAAGUUCUUUACACGGGAUAGAGGUGGUAACCGAACAAACUGCCUGAAACAAAAUUAUACCAGACGAAAGGCAUCUUUAUUUUCAAAUACCCAAGGUUGUUUAAUAAUGAAGAAGAUUUUAAGUAUGAAGCUUGCAUUCAUAACACCUUAACAAGUUAACUUCGUCACUUGCAUCACGAAAUCAUAUAUUCAACAUGUUCAACUGCUGAUCUAAGAUACCUUUGUGAUAUCGAGGAGUCUACCGUUCUCUUCGCAAAGAUCAAACUAAGCCAGUAUUUUUAUUCGAAAAUUGAGCAACGGAGCAUAACCAAAUAUUCAACGAUUAUUGUACCAGGUGAUGUGUGACAUCGUGAUUUAUUACCGGUGCGCAGAUCUUUAUUUUCCCGAAGGCGAAGGCUGAAGCAAACAAUUUAUCUGCGGAAAAAAUUCCGAUUUGUUACAAUCACGUAGUUCAAUAAUCGCAUCAUAACUCGAUUAUGUGAUUUUUGAGACAGAUUGGAGAAGGGAGGAGCCAUUUUCCAGAGACGAACGUUGAUACAAUUCGAUAUAAAUGGCCCUUUGUUUACAGUGGGCCAGUCGAUGGCAACUACCAAAGAGAAAAACAAUCUACUUAACAAAUAGACCCGAUGUUGCCGUGCCUCUCCUCAGUAAUGGAUCACAGAUGACGUCCAAUGUGGUAAGAGCAAAAAAGAGGGCACACCAGGCGCAACCGAGUGUGUCACUGACGUUCUUACCACAUUUUGACGUUGUCUGUAAUCUUUCACUGAACAGACCCACGGCAACAUUGAAUCUAUUUGUUUUAUAUGAUAAAAAAAGCAAAACGUUACUAAAAAUGACGUCACCAAGGAGUCUGUCCUCCAAGAGAUUAUGAAAAGUUUCUAAUGUCGUGGCAAGAACUAACCAAACUGCGUGUACAUCCCAGCUUAUCAUUUAAAGAGAUAUACUCCGUAAUGGCUGAUUAUAAAGUAGGUAGGACUUGCGUGCGUUAUGUUAUAAUAGACCAUACGUAAGAGCCAAUCAAAAUGUGUGUAUAAUAUAGCUUUUCAUAUAACAUGUCAUCGCUAUCCAGCUAUACCAGACUGAUAUCGAUCGUUACUGAAAUUAACGGUUAGUCUCACAGAAAUUCCCUAUCGUUUGUCCAGCCACCGAUUCUCAGAUUGGUCACACCCAAAGUAAAUUCAUCAGAAAUCUCUGAUGUUCUCUGAAACAAACCCAAUGAACUACGAAGAAGAAGCAAUCAAAAGAUUACUCUCUUUGUUUAUUUUUCGCCAAAGUAGAAAAGUGACACUGAGGUACUAUAAAGCAUUUCUUCAGCUGUCUCUUAAUAUUUACAGGUUUUUCUAGACAUCUUUGCAUUUUUCUACACCCCCGGAUGCUUCUCAAUUUCUCAAAAAAAAUAUCCUGAUAUUGUGAUUAGGCCUAUGUAUGUAGAUCUAAGCUGUUUGCGGCUUUGUACUGAAUGCUAAUACGCCUAAAAGGUCCUAUUAGACGGGGCCUACCUGGAUGGGAGACUUGAAAAAAAACCCUCUUUCUGACCUUUCGUUUACUCAAAUUUUGUUUAAACCUUAAUUUAGACAAAUCAACAAUAUUUAGCUGGCCUUAGCAUUCUCGAAAUUAAGAAUAUUAUGUCUUAGGUGGGCAAAUUUAAGUUUAAACUGUCUUACUUUGGUUCCCUUUAAAAAGUCAUGUGAAUUAAAGUAAAAGUUUCAAUUUAUCAACGAUUUAAAUACAAAUACAAUUCAAGAUUUAAGGUUGACGGCAAGGUUUACUUUUGGUCAUUGUGAUAGGCACGUGAAGGAGACCCUGACUCCUACCAAGAUGAUUCUGAAAUCCCAGACAGAAUGUACAAAAGAAUUUUCUACACCCACGGUCUCGUAUACAAUCAAAGUCCAGAAAAUCAAAGAAGCGAAUCAAAGCCUAUGGACGAAAAGAAACCUCUUCCAGCACGAUUUCGAGAAUUCCAAGCCAGUGAUGCCGAACAAAAGUUGAAGACACUGAUAGCUCUAAGAGAUCGUGCGAAGUCAAUCCAUGAAGAUCUUGCUCAUUCAGUAUUAAAACAAGAAGCAAUGAUGGAAAAUCGUCGGGAACAGCAGCGCAAAGCUCCCGAAUGGGAUAAGAUCCUGGAAGGAUUGUAAAGAGGAGAAAUUCAUACAUGGGAUGGUGGUUAGCGUCUAGAGUAGAUAUAAAAGAACAUAAGGACACGAUAGCAACUUCACGCUGCUAAGAAUAACUGGAUAAAUUUAAACUGUUUUUGUUUCAUUUUUUGC
Pocillopora meandrina is the source of this 4633-nucleotide messenger RNA. NCBI's taxonomy places the organism in Eukaryota, Metazoa, Cnidaria, Anthozoa, Scleractinia, Pocilloporidae. The record is from the annotation of a GenBank genome assembly.